GUUCAGCAAUGUUGUUUCUUCAACAAUGCUUUUAAAUAAUAUAUUCCUUUUGCAUGUGGAAAAUGGAUUCUUUUCUUCAGAAUGUGGAGAUCUUUUGUAUGUUUUUUUUCGUAUGGGUGUAGGCAGUAGGCGUAUAGUGUUUAUUUUGGUAUCUUUGUGCCUUGUUGUGGAGGUGUUUGCGGUUGAUACUUUCUUUCGUUGUUACUAUAUCUUUAAACAAGGUUGGAAAGAUAGCAUCGCAUGUUGUUGAUUUCAACAGUAACAAUUUGUUAUCUAUUGUCUGUUCCUAAGAGAUGGACUCGGCUUGUAUUGCUCUGCUUCAAAAAAUUUCUGUUGUUUUAUUUGUCAUUGCGUUGUCUUGGAAGAUUAUUAGAUAUAUGUGCAGCUUACUGAAUGUAGAAAGGGAACCUGUGAGAGUACUGAUAACUGGUGCUGCAGGGCAAAUAGGCUAUGCUAUUGUCCCAAUGGUUGCAAGGGGGGUCAUGCUGGGCCCUGAUCAGCCAGUAAUUCUGCACAUGCUUGAUAUUGAACCUGCAGCUGAGGCCUUGAAAGGGGUGAAAAUGGAAUUGAUUGAUGCUGCCUUUCCUCUGCUCAAAGGAAUUAUUGCUACAACUGAUGUUGUUGAAGCGUGCAUGGGUGUCAAUAUUGCGGUAAUGGUUGGUGGAUUUCCUCGAAAGGAAGGUAUGGAGAGGAAGGAUGUGAUGUCCAGAAAUGUAUCAAUUUACAAAGCUCAGGCUUCAGCCUUGGAGAAGCAUGCUGCUCCAGAUUGCAAGGUGCUAGUGGUGGCAAAUCCAGCAAAUACCAACGCACUCAUCUUGAAAGAAUUUGCACCUUCAAUCCCACAGAAACACAUCACAUGCCUUACACGACUUGAUCAUAACAGAGCAUUGGGCCAAAUCUCACAAAGGCUAGAUGUUGAAGUUAGUGAUGUGAAAAAUGUCAUCAUCUGGGGAAAUCAUUCCUCAACUCAGUAUCCAGAUGUCAAUCACGCAACAGUCAAAACCAGCAGCGGAGAGAAGCCCGUCAGAGAACUUGUCGCUGAUGAUAAAUGGUUAAACGGUGAUUUCAUCACCACAGUUCAGCAACGAGGUGCAGCGAUUAUCAAAGCUCGAAAGCUAUCAAGUGCAUUAUCUGCUGCUAGUGCGGCUUGUGAUCAUAUACGUGAUUGGGUUCUUGGAACACCUAAGGGAACAUGGGUUUCUAUGGGAGUGUAUUCUGAUGGAUCAUAUGGGAUCCCGCCUGGUCUCAUUUACUCUUUCCCAGUUACAUGCGAGAAAGGAAAGUGGUCCAUUGUGCAAGGGCUUAAGAUUGACGAGUUUUCAAGGGGAAAGAUGGAUGCAACAGCGAAAGAGCUCAUGGAAGAGAAAUCAUUGGCUUAUUCAUGUCUCAAUUGACAAUUCCCUUAUUUUCAAUUUAGGAGAAUAAUGAGAGCGGCGUAGCACAUCCAACAAUAACAGAAUUAAGAGGGGACCAGUUUCCUUUGCUAAUUUAGACUAUAUUCAAUGUUCAAUAGACUUGAUUUGGCUUUUAGCCUAUCCAAUGCAAAUAAAUAUCAACUUGG
Manihot esculenta (cassava) is the source of this 1561-nucleotide messenger RNA. RefSeq names its product malate dehydrogenase, cytoplasmic. Gene Ontology annotation, molecular function: L-malate dehydrogenase (NAD+) activity. Bases 294 to 1394 code for a protein of 366 amino acids. NCBI's taxonomy places the organism in Eukaryota, Viridiplantae, Streptophyta, Magnoliopsida, Malpighiales, Euphorbiaceae. Gene Ontology annotation, biological process: oxaloacetate metabolic process; malate metabolic process; tricarboxylic acid cycle. The record is from RefSeq and is a predicted model, not a curated record. The transcript is spliced from 7 exons.